Molecule: messenger RNA, 351 nt
Organism: Enterobius vermicularis (human pinworm)
Lineage: Eukaryota; Metazoa; Nematoda; Chromadorea; Rhabditida; Oxyuridae
Source: the annotation of a GenBank genome assembly
AUGGAUCCAGAAAAAAACAUUAGGAAAAUAUCAAAAUCUUGUUCAAAUGGAGGUCUGAUUUACUUGACUCAUGAAGACGAAAUCGAUGUGCUUUCAGAUUUUGUCCAACUCGGUUCCACUUAUAAAUUAAAUGAAGUGCUUACUGGAAUUUAUUGCGAUUUCGAAAAUCAAAAUGAUGAUCGCAACUCCUGUUUCUACGAUAUACCUGAUGUUGGAAGAAGAGCCGUACCAAAAGAUUUGGAGAAAGCCAUCAAAAAAAAGUCAGCUCGCUUCUCGGGAAGAAAGCUGGGAUACUUCACCUUCCACAAGAACCUCCAGUAUGGCUUUCGUAAGCUUUCUGUUACCCAUUAG